Molecule: messenger RNA, 1822 nt
Organism: Syngnathus typhle (broad-nosed pipefish)
Lineage: Eukaryota; Metazoa; Chordata; Actinopteri; Syngnathiformes; Syngnathidae
Gene: blzf1
Product: basic leucine zipper nuclear factor 1
Exons: 6
Coding region: 223-1596 (457 amino acids)
Biological process (GO): Golgi organization; Golgi to plasma membrane protein transport
Cellular component (GO): Golgi membrane
Source: RefSeq, a predicted model, not a curated record
AAUAUGCCAACGACAUCCGGUAACAAUGGAAUACUGUAAUCCGGAGGACCAUUGUUAAAUGGUAUGUUUCCCUAAAUAAACAUGUCAGAUAUAGUUGAUAGAAAUACUGGCCUGCUUCUUAGGAUUUAUUGAAGAACCCGUAUUUAUCCUUCAAAAGAAAUAACUGGAGUACACUGGACUUGGAUUCUUCUUUUUGUCUCGACAUCAGCUCAAACUAGCACCAUGUCGACUGCUGUCAGGGAUUCUGCCCGUGUCCCGGUAAGAGUCGCUGGCGAUGGCAUGGAAACCGAGAAAACGCCCUCCACCCCGGAGCUCAGCACCGACACGUUGCCCUCGAGUCUCUCUGCUGCUCCCUCGGUCAAAGUGGCAAAGCCCAAACACAGCUCCAAGUCUUGCAGUCCUCCUCCCCCUGUUUCCCCACAGCCCCUUGGGGUUCUCCACCUGGGCAAGGUGGGGAGGGAGGCCUGCACGGAGGUGGAAGCCAUAAGGAUUGUCGUCCCUCGUGCUGCCAUAAGUAGAAGCAGCCGCGUAAUUGAGGCGAAGGUAGACGUGGGACAUCAGGGGGAAGAGCGAAGUUCUUCCCCGCAGCCAUCGGUGGAUGAUUGGAGGGGACAGCUAGAGAAGCUUCAAAACUCUGAACGCAGGCUUCUACAAGACAAGGAGGGCCUCUGCAAUCAACUGCGAGUGCAGACCGAGGUGAACCGUGAGCUCAAGAAACUGCUGGUGGCGUCCAUGGGUGAUGACCUGGAAUAUCAGUUUGAGCGUCUGGCACGCGAGAAGAACCAGCUGAUUCUGGAGAACGAGGCUUUGGGUCGCAGCUUGUCGCAUACGGCCGAGCAGCUGGAGCGCAUGAGUAUCCAGUGCGAUGUCUGGAGGAGCAAGUUCCUGGCCAGCAGAGUGAUGGCAGAGGAGCUGACAAAUGCCAGAGCAGCUCUGCAGCGCCAAACCAGAGAGGCACAAGGAGCCAUCCAGGACCUGUUGUCGGAGAGGGACGAGUUCUCCAGGGAAAUGCUGCUCACUCACAGAUCUCUGGAGCAGCUCCUGGUGUCUCUGCAGUGGGGCAGGCAACAGACGUACUACCCCAGCGCGCAGCCGCUCAGCACGGGCGAGAUGGCAGCAGCUAAUUACAAACUAGCGGACGCCAUCAACUCUCACCUGUUGGGCAACGCCCGCAGCGGCGCGGUCAAGAAAAGCCUCGCAGCGGCAGAGCAGCUGUGCAGCACACCGGCGGAGAAGAUGGCCGAGAAGGUGCCUCGUUUCGGAUCCUGUUCGAUUUUUAAAUUUGUUAUUCACUGGUUUUGUGUUGUAGGUGCUGAAGAUUUUAGAUCCCAUUUCCUGUGCGGAAAACAAGACAGAGUCCGCGCUCAGCGACUCGCCCCCGGCGAACUUUCCGAGCAACAAGAAGAGCAUCGGCAGGUUUCACCCGUACACUCGCUACGAGAACAUCACGUUCAACUGCUGCGAGCGCUGCACCGGAGACAUCCUCGUGCUCUAAUCGUGCGGCUGCAUGCAUCGGCAUCUUUUGUGAGAAUUUGGUGCUUUUCGGAUUUUAGAGUCAAGUCUUUUGAUUAUUGGAUGAAAAAAAAUAUUUAUUGAAUUUUUAGAACAUGAAUAAGUCGGCAAAAUUCAUGAGUUUGGUCAUGUGCCGUGAUUGGUUGUUACCGGAGCAGCUGUUAUGAUGUCAUUUAGUGGCACACAACAAAUUAUCAAGAAUUUUUUUCUGGUUGACUUCCCCUUUAUUUUGUUUGAAAAUGCAGUUACAGAGUUGUGUCAUAUUUUCUGCUAAUUUAAUAAAGACCAAAGAAGGUUCUACUGUUGAAAA